This is a messenger RNA of Anisakis simplex (herring worm), 1158 nucleotides long. NCBI's taxonomy places the organism in Eukaryota, Metazoa, Nematoda, Chromadorea, Rhabditida, Anisakidae. The record is from the annotation of a GenBank genome assembly.
AUGACCAGACCUCGGGCAUCCUCUAGUCGCAUUUCGUCCCGGCUCGACCUUAUUGCUAUAAACUCUCUGACAGGCACUGGAUUAUGGCCUCAUACGGAUAUCGAAUUUCGGGGGGCUGCGUUUCCAAUUGGCGGUGAUGCAACGAUAGAUGGUCUUGUUACCAUACCGAAUAUUCUUCACGAAUUUAACGAUAAAUUAGCUGGUGUUUCACAUGGAAUGGGAACACGAAAUCAAUUACCUCCUCAUCAACUGAAUGUCGCUGAAGGUGGCGCCACUUCGUCGAGUAUGCCAGAGCAGGCUCGAGAACUCGUGCGACGGAUCAAAGGGCUUCGUGAAGUAGAUGCAACUAAAGAAUGGGCGAUGAUCAUCAUAACAAUCGGCACUGAAGAAAUAUGUACGCAGUGUGAACCACCCGAUUACGAAUCAUUGCUUGAGGCAAUUUCGAUUCUAAAUAAAGGGAUACGUAAAGCGUUUGUCGUUUUGUUGGGUCCAAUUCAUGUCUCUUCCUCAUAUCGACAACAAGCAAAUCUUCUUAAAUCAAGAUGUGGUUGCUCAAAGGAGCGAUCAGAUGAAUUUAUGAAAAGGUUGAGUAAACAGUGGGCAGACGCAUUCAAGCAACUUCAGUCGCUUUUUGAUUCACCACCUUUUAAGCGAAGAACUUUCGGUUUAUUAGCACUGCCGAUGUUAACAAUCACGUCACGUUAUCCAUAUUCACUAUUCAUUGCGAAUCGUCCGUUACUGAAUCGCAAAGGGCAUAUGUAUGCAACGAAAUGGCUUUGGAACAGACUCAUCACCGGACCAACGUACAAUCUGUCGUUGGCAGUGCUUUCACAAGAUGCAUAUUACUGUCCAGCAAUGGGCUGUCCAUAUUUUCGCAACCUUCAAAACCGUCAUUAUUGUCGUUUGCUGAGACACAUUGAUGUGGUUGAAAGUGGAGAAGAUGUGCUGCUUCAAACAGGUCCUUUAAGGCGUCGUUCGCAAAAGAAUCUUUAUGUGACCGCAAUCACUGUUGUUUUCAUUGCAUUUUGUACAGUUUGUUCAAUCGGUACGCUCUUCUACCACCUCAGUAAGCAAGUACGUUAUUUCAUCAUGUUAUCUUUUUUUAAUAACUUGAAAUUGGAUUUCCUCAAAUUUUCAACCGAAUAUAAUUUUGCUUAA